Molecule: messenger RNA, 976 nt
Organism: Spodoptera littoralis (African cotton leafworm)
Lineage: Eukaryota; Metazoa; Arthropoda; Insecta; Lepidoptera; Noctuidae
Source: the annotation of a GenBank genome assembly
AUAAGUCAAAUGUUGAAAUGUCUUAAAUCAAAUGUCAACCUCGCAAUAACCUGAACGAAAUAAUGUAAUUUAGUUUAAUAAUUAAACUUCAUAUAAGCUCAAAUCAAGAUCAGCUGAAUACUUUGAAGGUUAGAAAAAUUCAAUAUCGAUCUUCGAAAGAACAAUUUUAUAAGAAACAUUACAUUAAUGUACCUAUACAUGCUGUAAAGCAUUUUACUGUGGUAAAUGCUCUAAGAGACAAAAUCUAUAAGGAUUGCAGUGUUAUCAGUGUUCAGACACAAUGUCGUUUGUAUUUCGGCCACCAACUGACCCAAACUUGUCGAAAUUUGUGGAAGACAAUGACUAUGACUCGCUUGCCAAGUAUCUGGUGGGUAACAACCAGAGAUUUCGGGAGAAUAUCAUAAUACCUCGGAUCCUCGGGCCGGUUAUCAUCAAAAGUAAUGAGGAGAAGAUGAUUGAGUCCACUAUUGAGAGCUGCCCUUUCAAAUCAUUGACAAGUUGUAUCAUUGGGUAUGGUCUUGGUGCAGCUGUAGGUCUAUUCACAUCCUCGUUAAUGCCAAAUGUAUCAGUAACUGAUCCGAAUGCAAUGCAAACACAGUCUGCCAGAGAAAUAUUGCGGGAAAUGAGAACAUCUAUGUUAAGCUACGCAAAGAACUUUGCAAUUCUUGGAGCCGUGUUUUCCGGAAUUGAAUGCUGCAUAGAAUCUGCCAGAGGAAAAACUGAUUGGAAGAAUGGAACCUAUGCUGGUGGUGUUACAGGUGGCCUUAUUGGGUUAAGAGGUGGCCUCAGAGCAGGUCUGUUCGGAGCAGCAGGCUUUGCAGCAUUUUCAACGGUCAUUGAUUAUUACAUGCACCAACGUGGAUAAUUAGUAAUUUAUUUAAUAAAUUAAUAUAAUUAUUAUUUAGUGUUUCUUAGCAAUAAACUACCUACUUAGAAUUUAAAUUCGUUUUUUCUUGUCCUAAUUUUAUUUAUCAAA